AUGCACGCAUGGCGUUCGCUAUCUCGUAGCAUUUUAGUGUUUACAAAUGUGCUUUUCCUGCUACUUGGAUCAGUGCUUGUAUCUAUUGGAGGUUACAUGGCGUCAUUACCGGCACUUACAGAGUUUUCAGACGGUGGCGUCGCCUCUUCUGUCAUCACGUGUGGCUCACUGAUCAUUGUGAUGGCGUUGCUGGGCUGCUGUGGGGCCCAAUGGGAGAGCAAAGUUUUUUUGUUCCCUUAUGCCAUCUUAGUACUAGUCUCGGUCGUCGCACAACUGUCACUGGCUGGUUUCCUGACCCAUGUGCACAGUUCAUUGGUGGAAGUGGCCAAACAUAACUUUGACCUGUCGGUGCUAGCACCAGCGGAUCAGGAAACGCUGCACUGGAUCAACCGAAGAUUCAAGUACGUUUACUACGGCUGUGGCGUUGACGUGGACAUCGACCUGACGGGGACACACAGUCGACCGCUCAUUGCUUCAUGCUCCAAUCCGGAAUUUACCUGGUUUGCGGCAUUUGUCGAGGAAAAUUGUCCCAUUGGACACAAGCAGCUACAGACUGGUAGCAACUUCCUUAAGUGUGCUGGACCGAGUUUUUCGCUAAGCAAUGCCAUGACAGAACACACAUUGCUGUGUGCGUGCGAAACACGUAUGAUCUCGUGGGUGAACGACCAGUCUCUGCUUGUGGCUGUUUUCGUCUUUGUCAUUGUGACGCUGGAGAUCAUGCUCGUGGCUUUGUCGUGCUACAUUAUGCACUCGCGCCGCUACCGUCGCUAUGGGUACCAGGAGAUCACGAUGCCCGUGCGGCAGCAGCCGUAUAACCCACACCCGCGGAACUAUUUUGGCCAGCAGGCAGGGCAAAGUCAACCGCUCAACUUUCACCCAACAUACUCCUCGUACGGGCCGACAGGGGGAGAAAAUCCUUAUGCUGCCGCCGCCACGGGUGGCAAGGCCAAAAAAUCUACCCAAUACGUGUAG
Molecule: messenger RNA, 972 nt
Organism: Peronospora farinosa
Lineage: Eukaryota; Oomycota; Peronosporomycetes; Peronosporales; Peronosporaceae
Source: the annotation of a GenBank genome assembly